Molecule: messenger RNA, 1368 nt
Organism: Perca flavescens (yellow perch)
Lineage: Eukaryota; Metazoa; Chordata; Actinopteri; Perciformes; Percidae
Exons: 2
Coding region: 545-1204 (219 amino acids)
Source: RefSeq, a predicted model, not a curated record
AAAGGACCUAGGCGCAGUAACUCUGCUUUCUAAAUGGAUUAAGCUAUAUAUUUGUUUAAUAUGUUACUGCUUUACACAUAAUACAUAAGUCAAAUUCAUAUGUAAGCUAUUUCUGUUCAGUGUUGUUAAAUAGCUGGUUCAUGCAAAUGAAUAGAGGAGAAUUACAUAAUUAUUACGACAAUUAAAGCAUGUUAUUUCUGCUUUUCAUCAUGUUACAGAAACCACAUGUCAGUUCACAGACCUGAAUUCUGAGUGGCUUGCAUUGUGUGUGAAUGGUAAUUAAUAAAGCACCAUUUGAGGAUAUCUCCCUCUUCUACAGUUCUUACCGGACUGUCUGUGGCGAUUGCAAACACAUUCAAGCAACUACACCUGAGAAUUCUUCAAACAUAGGAGGUCCUAAGCUUGGGCUUAUUUAACCAACACCUUCUUCAUCACAAUCAUGAACCUUUCUGAUCACAUCUGAUCACAGUUUCAUUUAAAGUCAGCUUCUUCAUCACUCUGAAGAGGAGAUCUCAACACUUCAGGAGGACCAGGAGACCUGGAGAUGGCUGCAAACCUGAGAAGAAGCGAUAGCAUGAAAUAUCCUCCUGAUCGGUCUGAAUUAAUGAACAAACUCAAAGAACAUUCAGCUUCAUUCAUCAGAGAGUUUGCCAGCAGUGAAUACAGGAUGACACAGAUUGUUGGAGAGUUUAGGGAGAUCACUGAUAAAGACAGAAAGAGGCAGGAGAGAACAGAUAAAUACAGAAUAGCAGGAUAUAUUGCUGCAGGAGUAGGACUAGGAAUAGGACUCCUGUUCCUUGCAGCUCCGCUCACUGGGGGGGCGAGUUUAGCAGUAGCAGCAGCAGUGUUAGCAGUAGUCGCAGGAGGAGCUGUGCUUUAUGGUGUAAAUGAAACAAAAACAAGGAAAGAGAUCGAAAGUGCAAAGAAAGUAGAAGAACUGGGGAAAGACUUCAUGGAGAUCGUUGAACGGCUGAAAAAGGACCUGAAAGAAAUAAAGAGGACGUGUGAGAAGUUGGAGCAAAGAUCAGCUGAACUUCAGGCUGGAAACACUCUGACAGACAUGGAGGACUUCCAGAGGAUUCUUACACCAGAUUCUGAAGAUAAAAGUGAAAGAGAAAUCCCAGUUAUGGAUUAUCUGUGUAGAAGAGUUGUUGAUGACUGUGAAAAGAUGAAGAAAGAACUCAAAGCCUUCACAGAAAAGUAAAGGAAGCAGCAUGCAUUAUUACCAUAACAUGACUUUAUGGACUGAUAUUAUUAUUCAUAUAAUGUGGGUAUUGCAACUCCUUUUAGUUUUGGUUCUUUUAAUAGUUUGGAAAUUUUAUCUUUUAAAAUGAUAUGUGAUAAUCCAAAUUGCAGUGUAAUCAUUUA